Messenger RNA from Sciurus carolinensis (gray squirrel), 1954 nucleotides. It is a transcript of the gene Heatr9, whose product is annotated as HEAT repeat containing 9. NCBI's taxonomy places the organism in Eukaryota, Metazoa, Chordata, Mammalia, Rodentia, Sciuridae. Bases 174 to 1883 code for a protein of 569 amino acids. The transcript is spliced from 15 exons. The record is from RefSeq and is a predicted model, not a curated record.
UUUACCAAGGCGAUCUGGUUGCUAACACUUGGAAGCUUCUACCUCCAAAAUCUGGACACCUCAGUGGUCCUUCUUGUUCGAGAGGACAAGUCUCCUCCAGUUGUGCCACCACUCCCCUACAGCCCUGAAUUCCCUGCUGCCCAGAAUCCCUCUAACUCCACCAGGAUAAGAGGAUGGCCUACGAAAAAUCAGGAGAUAUCUCUGAAAUCGCCAGGUCAAUGAUCAAGCACCCAUGGCUAGACUAUGAAUACAGGAACGAAGAACUCAGAAAAGCCAUGACUCGUGCUCUACCGCCCUUGUCCUACUACAAGUCACCAAAAGAAGAGUUUCCCCUAAGACCAGAGUUCUGGCGGCAGCACCGGGGCAAGCUAAACUUAGUCCCUUACUGCUACUCCAAGAAGUUUGAUUUGUACGAACACUGGCACACCCUGUUUGAUCAGCGAAAGGAGCACGAGAACCAGAAGAUGUUAUGGAAAAUGAGAGACAACAGUAGGUAUCUCAAAGAAGGUACCCAUAUCCAAAACUUCUAUACCCCCAUGAACAAGUUGGUUCCAAAAUAUCAGGUGGGAUCCAGAUCCUUUGAACCUACCGGUGACCCCCAGAAGUGGCAAAGAUUAAAGGAACUUACAGAAAUGCUGAAAUCUCCAAGAGAGGAGGAGCAGUCCUAUGCAGCACACGCUCUGGGGUGCCUGGGCAGCAGAGACCAGUUUGUCAUAGAGGCACUGUGGCAGACGGCCCAAACUGGUACAGAGAAAGUGAAGUAUGAGGCCUAUCGAACCCUGGCCAUCCUGGGUUGCUUGAAUAAGCACGUGAUCCAGGCUUUCAUCAAAGAGUUGAAGGGGGAAAAUGAGGGUCGAAGGAUGGAGACUCUGAUGGGACUACGAGCAGCUCUGAAUUCCUGGGCUGCUGCCCCUAAAGACAAGAGGAUUCAAGUCGGGGAUGAAGAAAACCUAGCAUGUGUGCUGCAGACACUGAUAAAGAAGUCAUCACAUGAAGCAGCCCUGGAGGCAGCCCUGUGCUUAGGUUUCCUGAGACCUGGCAACAAAAUGGCCCAAGAGUUCUUGCUGCAGUGCCUGGGCCAAAGUCCCAAGACUCAGCAGAUGAAGGCACUUAGGAUGCUGGUUAAGAUGAUGCAUGUGCACUCAGUUGCAGUCAUCAGGGCCAUUCUGGACCAGUUAUCUUCUGCUAUUAUCCUUGAGGACCGUUUUGAAGCCACCCAGAUGCUCAGGAUCAUUGGGUUGGAAGAGAUCCAGGCACAUGGACUAGAAGAAAUCACAUUUGACCUGCUCAAGAGGAAGACACAUGAUGAACCCUUUCUUGCUAUGAGGCAGGCUGUGGCUGAAACUGCAGAAGAGCUCAAGAUGAAACCUAUGAUGCUGAACUUGAUGGAGGAGCAACUGAUGGACCCAAAUGCUGCUGCACGCCAGGAAGCAGUCACUUCUUUGGGUGUCCUGGGGAUCCGUGGUUCACAGGUGUUCUUCUUGCUCAUGGAUAUGUUAGACACGGAAGAGAACCAGGCUGUGAAGAAAAGCCUACAAGAAACAUUAAUUCUCUGUGCCUCAACUGAUCCCUGGAUCCAAAACAUGCUGAAGAACAAGGUUUUCUAUGUCUAUGAGGCACCUAAGACCAAUGAGAAGGCGAAGCCUACACGAUUCUGGAAGGAGCCUGAGAACCCAGAAGAGUUAAAUAUUCAAGAUUUUCGACUUGCUAAGCUGAACCCCUUGCUUAUUGCAAAGUCCAGCUCCAAGUCAGAUCAGAAGAAAAAGUUACCUGCCUUCCCACCCUGUUUCCCUAAACCACAAGAAAAAAGGCCACAGACCACAGGCCCCUGGGCGCCAGGGAUAAGGAAACAGUUAAGAAUCCUUGCUAAAACCUCCAAAUAAGUCAUUGCUUGAUCUCAAACUUGGCAUCUCCCUAAUGACAUUCCUCUGAACAAGUAAGUCAGCUUUUUGGG